AUAGAUGUAUGGGCCAGAAAGGGAUCGGAUUUUGAACCAUUAGAUUAUAAAUUCGAUAUCUUUAGAUCUUUAGCAGAAGAGCUCUUGUCAGCGAAAACUUCGAUGUCACUUGAAGUUUAUAUUACAUU
Dentiscutata heterogama is the source of this 128-nucleotide messenger RNA. The record is from the annotation of a GenBank genome assembly. NCBI's taxonomy places the organism in Eukaryota, Fungi, Glomeromycota, Glomeromycetes, Diversisporales, Gigasporaceae.